AUGCUUUGGCUCCAGAUCCUGUCGCUCUGCUGGGACCAUGGAUAUGGACACUUUUGCACAUGGAAUCAAUUUCGACUACAGCUUCACUCUGCUUUCCAGCCACGAGUCAUUGUGCCAAGCAGAGUGAUACAAGCAUACCCACCGAGUGAUGCAUUCCCCCUCGGAAACUGCGAUACUGUCCUAAUCAAUGUCACAGGUGGUGAUGGCCAAAGCAGUAAUCGUGUUGCACAAGUUCGACUCAUCUUUCAGCCAAAGAUUCCACAGGCUUCUGACUUGGUGUUACCAAUGUACCUUUCAAGUCCACUCCUCUACGUCCAAUUCUUCCACUUCAUCACUAAUCCCAAUGACCAUCCUGAACUUGCGAUGUGGACAGUGGAGCGCACAUACAUGAUAGACCAAUGUGGCAGACAUUGUAGGUGUGGUGGUGUCGUGUUGUUGACAGAUGUAACACACACUGUCGAAUUGAUACCAGAAUAUGGUAACAAGGUAGACGAGAGGAUUUCUUCAGCCACUAGUUUGGAGAGCUAUGACCGGUUUUUUCUCAACAGUUUUGCAGAUAAGGAAAGUUAUCAUACAUUUAGCACAGAGUUCGCAUAG
Messenger RNA from Suillus fuscotomentosus, 597 nucleotides. RefSeq lists its product as uncharacterized. NCBI's taxonomy places the organism in Eukaryota, Fungi, Basidiomycota, Agaricomycetes, Boletales, Suillaceae. The coding region runs from base 1 to 597 and encodes 198 amino acids. The transcript has 2 exons. The record is from RefSeq and is a predicted model, not a curated record.